Cicer arietinum (chickpea) is the source of this 2572-nucleotide messenger RNA. Its product is annotated as telomere repeat-binding protein 5-like. Lineage: Eukaryota; Viridiplantae; Streptophyta; Magnoliopsida; Fabales; Fabaceae. The record is from RefSeq and is a predicted model, not a curated record.
GUGACAAAUGUUAAACAAAGAACUUCCAUAGGUAGAGGAGAGUGAGUGGAUCACCCAAAAUAAAGGAAACGGUCCAAUCAAAGUAGUAAAAUGUACACAAACAUGUUAGUUAUCAGUUACUCUUUUCCUAGGAUUUGUGAAUGGUCAAAUGUUUGGAAACAGUUAGUUGAGGUUGUGAGGGGUUUAAGAACAACACAAGAUUGAGUGGUUUUUCAAGAGGGGGUUUUUGUUGUUGAUUGUUGAUGCUUCAAACAUAACAAAAUUCUAUAGGGUAUGUAUCUGCUUCAGUUUCAAACUGGAUGAGAGUGUCUUCAACAUGGGUUGUACAAUUGUUCUUCCAAUGUCUAUGUACAUGUUCUAAUCUGUGGUGUCUUCAAAACACAAGGAAGCUGGUUUUAUGUUAUCUAAUGACUUUUUCUUAUAGGAAUGAUUUUAUGAGACAUGGUUAUGCAGAAGAGGUUAAAUUAUGGUUUUAAUGGCUACCAAGUUCCUAGAGCUUCUAGAUCACCUAGAGGAAGGGGAACAAUAAGGAAGAAACCUGAUAGCAAUCGGAUACAAGCAUUUGAUAUUUUGGCUAGUGUAGCUGGAAACAUUUUGCACGAGAAUGCGAGUUCGAUUCCUGAUAAUGUUGUUUCUGUGAAAGAUCAUCCCACUUUUUCCGGUAUUAAUAUAAAGGACAACAAACAAGAGAAUCAACUAGGAUCAUUAAAGGAGGAGCAAAUUGAGCAUGGAACUUGUAGUGAAGUUGUCUCUGGUUGUGUCCCUAGUUUGCAAGGGAAACAUGAAAACCAAAGGGUGACAUGUGAUUCAUCAUUUCAUGACAAUCAUCUUGAAGGAGAAGGACAAAAUGUCCUUGAGAGGGAAGAUGAACAUGUGAAAGGGAGAAGUACGAACGAGAAAAUCAUCCAGAUUCAAAAUAGAUCCAAUGGAUUAAUAGAACCAAGUGAAAGAGCAUCAAAAGAUUAUAGUUCAGAAAAUUAUGUAGAGAAGCCUUCAUUGGAGGGUUAUGAUCAAAGGAACCUUGAUUCUAGAAAAUUAGUUAAUAUUAGAGAUGAUGAUGAAAACUUUGUUAGGUGCACACAAAUGAACUCAAAGAAUAGGAUAUCUGGCACAACAUCAGAUAUGGUACUAAAAGUUAAGGAUGCAAGUCCUUGUGUAAAUGACGAGAACGAUAGUGGUGACAAUUAUGUGGUUGAAAAUUCAGAAAGGAUGUAUCCGUUUAAGAAAAGAAAGUUCUUCUAUCAAACCUCUUCAUCUACAUCUGAUAGUUGGUCUCAAUCUCAAGGCAUAGUGGACUCUUCUUAUACAAGGGUUAAUGGCACAAACCACAAUGCAGUAAUUGAAGAGUCAUCUUCUAUAGCUGAUCAACAAGUACAUCAUGGAUCCAAGGGUUGUAAUGUGAAGCUUAGCAUAAAAUCCUUUAAAGUCCCUGAACUUUUUAUUGAUAUACCUGAAACUGCAACAAUUGGUUCACUGAAGAGGACAGUAAUGGAGGCUGUGACAGCUAUUCUUGGAGAUGAACUACAUGUAGGCAUCCUUCUUCAAGGAAAAAAGGUUCGAGACGACAACAAAACUCUAAUCCAAACUGGUAUAUCUCAAGAUGACAAACAUCAUAGGUUAGGGUUCAUGUUGGAGCCAAGACAUAAUCGAACUUCAUCUUCAUACAAUGAAGAACCUUGUUUACUAACCACUAGUACACGGCAAAAGUUCUCAAGGCAAUCAACAUCUUUAAUGUUACAACAAGGAACAUAUAAUGUAUCACGAGAACGUUCUAUGGUCAAAAUUGAAAAUUGUAAUGAAGGAGAUCUUAAUGUUGUCUCCACUAUAGGAGAUACUUCGGCUAACAACCAUAACAUGUCAAAGUGUCGUGCUCUUGUAGCAGUUCCUUCCAUUAACAUGAAUGCGUUGGCUGUGGUUCCAUAUCGGCGCAAAUCUGGAAAUCCCGACUUUGGACAACGCCGAAUUAGGAGACCGUUCUCUGUUCUAGAAGUAGAAGCAUUGGUUCAAGCAGUUGAAAAACUCGGAACCGGAAGGUGGCGUGAUGUCAAACAACGUGCUUUUGAUAAUGCGAAACAUCGAACUUAUGUUGAUUUGAAGGAUAAGUGGAAGACAUUGGUUCACACAGCAAGAAUAUCUCCUCAACAAAGGAGAGGAGAACCUGUUCCUCAAGAGCUUCUUGACAGAGUCUUAGCUGCUCAUGCUUAUUGGUCUCAACAACAAUGUAAACAUCAAAUUAAAUCACUAUAAGUCUUUACAAUAUUAAAGAAAGCAGAAUAACAAGUACACUACUUCAAAAGUAUAGUUUUCAUAAUGAUUAUGCUAAAAGUUGAUAGUAUAGGUUCAUCACCAUAUAUUUACUCAUAUAUAUAUAUGAUUCAUAAUUUAAUUUCCCUAAGCCAAGUCAUGGUUGGGGUUUGUACAUGAUUGACCAUAUAUGGUAUCAUUCUUACCAUACCUUGUGGUCAAAUGUUGGAAUGCUAUCAAAAGCAGAAUAGAAUAAAAUAUAUGUAUAGAACUAUAGAAGUUAACCUCACAUGAAUUUGUUUCUAAUUACUUGUUAUCUUGAAUAUUA